AGGCACCAUGAAACGCCCGAGAGAGUAGCAUUCGAUUAGUAAAGUAUCUCACAUUAGAGGUGCUUACCAAUGACGUCUUUUUAAAAAAAAGGGUUAAUUGCCCACAUGUACAAAAAAAGAGCAUUCAUUAUCCAAAAUGAUUAAUCCUUUUUAUUAUAAAAUUGAAAACACAAAACUAAUCUAUAGUUUAGAUAGCUAAAUCAAAAUGUGCUAAAACUUAGGUCUAAUGGACCUGCAGCUUGGCGCGAGGCCCUUGGCUACGCUAAGUGAAGAGUAGGCUACGAGCUGAAAAAGAAGCACAUGAACGCAUCACGAGAGGCGCGCCUCGGCGCACAGCUGAGGUGAGAAGAAAACACCCAAGUGAUGAAGUUCAGCCUCACACUGACCCGAAAAUGUGGACGGAUGUGAAAAACGAGAGCCGGACCGUCACCGGGGACGGGAACAGCUCGGAGAUGGUUGACCCAGAUCUGACACCACAGCUUUUAAACACUGUUCAACUGAGGAAUGCUACCACUCAUCCCUCUCACCCAGAGGACUCUUUAACCAGCAGCAGUGGAAUCGUCCCCGGUUUAAUUGCAGCCACAGUGUUCAUUGCCUUUUUGCUCGCUCUGUACGCCGUCCUCUGGAAGUGCAUGGUGUCACCGCCACAACGAAAGCACAGCAAGGUGAGGAUGAGAGUGAAACAGAGGACGUCUUUGUGAGGACUCGAUUCCAGGUUUGAGUGUCCUGCGUCUGAAAGGUCAAACUUUUGAUCUCAAUGGUGUGGACUAAAAAUCUGAGAGCAGAAAAAAAAAAUGUAUAAAGGCACCAGAGUGACAAAAUGCCACAGCGGAAGAUCCUCCUCAUAGAUCCAAAGAUCAAACCGCUGCGUGUUUCCCCUCAGCUUUACAGACUGCUGGUGGCUGCUGGUCACUCACAAGCUCCAUGUUGAUGUGAAAAAGGCUCUUCAGGUCAGAUCGUGCUGCUUUUAUUUUUUAUUUUAUUUUCUUCUGUGAACUCUACGUUACUGAGGGACCGGGGACGUCUCAGGUCACGGCUCCCCUGACCUAUCAGCCAAUCACCCCGUCACAAGCAUCUACUAUGGACAUGUUAUAUGUGUCAUCUGCUGUCUGCUUACAAAUCUAACCUUUACUCAGGAUGUUGUAACUGCUGAAGGACUUCUGACUUUUUUAACACUUAGCAAUCCACAUUGCAAUGUGGAUAGGAAUAAAUGCUCAUUUCUGUUACUUAGUCACAAUUUGAUGAGACUUCAAGUUAUCCUUCUGAUAAAUGGCGUAUUUUUUGUAUCUACCUUGUAUGGAAUGAGGAAAGAGAUGUGUGUAUGGAUAACAGCAGAGACAUUUUUAAGUGUCAGUACCAGUGUAAAAGGAAACAUGCUACUCUAGUAGCUGACUCGGAGGCCGUGCAGGUCUGACACUUUGUGGUUUUUUCAGAACCCGUUCUGCAACUUGUAAGAAAGAGCAGGGGAGGAGAUUUUAGGGGAACUGGGAAGAGUGUUGGGUGGAAAUUCCGCUAAAUAAACCAUCAAAGCAGAGAUGCUGAAACUGAUGAACAAGAUACCAAUCUUUUGAGUCUACAUUUUUUUCAAAACAUGCAAGGAAGAUGGUUUGGAUUACACUGAGCCAAGGAUUCUGGGGAAGUAACACAGAUUUAAUCUGAUUAAAGACAAACAUGGAUGAUUUUUGCCAGCUCCAUAAAAC
Messenger RNA from Anoplopoma fimbria (sablefish), 1700 nucleotides. RefSeq lists its product as uncharacterized. The coding region runs from base 393 to 701 and encodes 102 amino acids. The record is from RefSeq and is a predicted model, not a curated record. The transcript has 5 exons. Lineage: Eukaryota; Metazoa; Chordata; Actinopteri; Perciformes; Anoplopomatidae.